AUGCCUCUCAACCGCACUCGACGUGGCACCUCCUUUUCCGGUAAAGGGUCGUCCUACGGUGAUGAUGUGACUGGAACGCCUCUGGAAUCAGAAUGUCCUGGUUGCUGUAUCCCUGGCCCACCCGGCCCUCGUGGUCCUUCAGGAACUCCUGGAACGCCGGGAACACCAGGACAAGCUGGUAAACCAGGGAUGCCUGGAGUUACUCCCAAUCAAACAUGCCCGAUGAACAUCAUGCGUGAACCGCCACCAUGUCGACCGUGCCCGAAAGGGCCACCUGGAAUCAAGGGAUGGCCUGGCUUCCCAGGAGAUGUUGGACCACAAGGUCCACCUGGAGAGAAGGGAAUGGAUGGCGAAGACGGUGCACCCGGAGAGACGGGACCAAAAGGACCACCUGGUUACAAAGGAGGACCAGGAGCACCAGGAGACAAGGGACCAACACCGGAGGGAGAUCUUCGCGAAGGUCCACCCGGUGACGAAGGACCGCCAGGACCUAUUGGAGCCAGUGGAAUGCCAGGACUACCCGGUCGUAAUGGACUGACAGGGCCACAAGGAGAACGAGGUUGGCCUGGAUCCCCAGGUGAAACUGGUGAACCAGGAUAUCCUGGACCAGAAGGACCAAUGGGAGGACAGGGACCACCUGGUGAGCCAGGUGUUUGUGUAUGCCAGAAUGUCGACUCUAUACUUCUUGUAAAUCCUGGACCACAACCACGACUUGCAAUUGGAGACGAUGGACAAUCACUGCCCGCUAUGAACUAUGGCAAGGUAGGUGGUUACGGUAGAUGA
Cooperia oncophora is the source of this 783-nucleotide messenger RNA. The record is from the annotation of a GenBank genome assembly. NCBI's taxonomy places the organism in Eukaryota, Metazoa, Nematoda, Chromadorea, Rhabditida, Trichostrongylidae.